Molecule: messenger RNA, 3918 nt
Organism: Protomyces lactucae-debilis
Lineage: Eukaryota; Fungi; Ascomycota; Taphrinomycetes; Taphrinales; Protomycetaceae
Exons: 2
Coding region: 1-3918 (1305 amino acids)
Source: RefSeq, a predicted model, not a curated record
AUGGUAUCAGCUGCUGAGCAAGUCGCAGCUGUUGGGAAGGCCGCAAAAGCUCGUAGUGCAAAGCAAGCUUUGCCCGCUUUGUCUGCUGUGAGCCAUUUGCUAGCGACAAAGCAGCUGCCACAAGAUCAAUUGAGUCCGUUGAUAGCGUCAUUGAAGACCUUAUCUGCUUUGGCUCAGGAUGUGCAGCUCAAAGUGCUGCAGCUGCUACCGCUCAUCUACUCCUGCGACUUGAGAAUAUUGGAUGACGAUCUUUUUGACAGUCUCUCGAUCCCAGUGGGAUUGCUAGAUGCCAAUGGUAUCGUUGGAUCGAUUGCCUCAGCUUCGCUCCAGCAGCUGAUAUCUCUAAUAUUUGAGCGAUCCCUUCCAGAAUGUCUAGUCAUCUUGCAAGAGCUCUGCAGAAUAGCGGAAGCCGGUGAAGUCAAGAUUGCACGGCUCAAAGGCAUCCAGCCUCUACUGUCGCUUGAACUGAUUGAAAGUGUCACAGAAGGACAAGACACUGCUCUCAUCAGCAAAGUGGUCGUGCCGUUCUUGCAUGAGUUCCUCAAAUCACCCUCCAACAGCUUCCCUGUGUGUGUCAGAGUAGCGCGCAUUACAAGGAGACUCAUUCCAGAGCUAUUCGAAGACAUCUUGGAGGCAUUACGCAAGCCUACCAAGCUACAAACUCUCUUGUUUGAAGUGAUCAGCCAAGCGAGCGCUGGCUUGCUGGACGAACAGCAUCUGACAUUGACGAGUACCCUGCUUGAAUUUGAGCAAGACUUGCCCGAUCUUGGCUCUUAUGCUCAAUCUGCACCCGCUACUGAAGAUGCAGAAGUCAACUCAGAGGGACUCGUCUUUGAGUCUGUCGCCACAAGCGAGGGCCUAGGUGAGUGGCUUGUGCCAGAGCGCAAGUUGCUUACUUCCGGUUCCUCAGAGCUCCCUUCAUUGCCCAGCUACAAUCUUAUGUUGCUAUUUCAGAUCAUCACUCGGCUCUCUCGACGGCAGAGCCCUGCUUGGCGGAAUCUGCUGCGUCUCAAUUCUGCAUUCAUGUCGAGCAGCAUAUCGAGCACAAUGGAGCAAGAAUGCGUUGAAAAUCUCGCUUCAUUGUCAUUGAACUCGACUCAAGGAAGCGAAGCAUUGACAGCGCGAAAUGCAUGCCUGAAAAGGCUAGGCAGGCUGGCACUAUCCGCUUCAACAGGUCGUCACAUGUCGCCACGGUCCUACCACUGCCUUGAAGCUUUCCUUCGCACAUCCAAAACUCUGUGGGACAAGUUCGAUGAAGCAAGCUGGAACAUGGUCCUUGGCAUUUUGAGAUCCGCAGAGCCGCUCUUGGAUGCUAGACGGGCUUCAGUGCCCGAUGAACAAGGCAAAGCGGGAGAUAUUCAGCUCUCAUCAAAACUGCUCCAGCAGAUUCGGGACUUCUUCGUAACAAUCAGCGGAACGCCUGAUUCGUCGUUUGUCGCGAUGCUGCAAGCGCUUUUGAUGAUCGGCGAGGUGGAUACAACGACACCGCUGGCAAGCCCUACCUUUUUGAGGCAAAGACUUUUAUCUGUUGCCUCCAUCACAAGUUCAGUUUCAACACCUGGACCUCCCUCUGAUGUCACUGCUUUCAACCUCAACAAGCUUGCGCUUAUUUGCAAAGCGUGCAUAGACCGUUUCGCCGAAAAUACAGAUAAUGCAAAGGUUGCCUGGGAUCUCGUUCGCACAUACCUGGCUGCCGAAAUCGAGCAAUCCGAAUCACUGGCGGCAGCAGAAAUACUAGGGACCGCCAUUCGAGAUUCUGUUGAAAGUCAAAGUGACCCUCAAUGCUGUUUCAUUGAUGCUAUCAAGGAUCUGACCAGUCGCAGCCUGCUCAUCAAGAACGUGCAGUUAGAGACAGUCGCACAUGUUUUGCAAUAUGUCGGACACAACUUGACAUCUUGGGAGUUGCUCUUGAACGUUGUUCAUCGUGCAAUCAAGUCGACCGAGCUGAUGCCUGCGAGUGUACCAUCGACCCCGAGAACGCCCCGUUCUUUCAGUGAUCACUUUCCAGAACCACAUGAGCGAAGUCGUGCUAGUAACGUCGCAUCGCUUGUGCGCUCAGCUUUUGGCUCACUAGAGCUGAUUUGUUCAGACUACUUAAUUGGGUUACCUACAGAGCACUUUCCAGAGCUGGUUGACAUCCUCCUGCUGUGCAGCACACAGACUGCAGAUAUCAAUAUCAGUCUGUCUUCAGUCAAUCUGCUGUGGAUGGUGGCUGAUGCGCUGACUCUGCCUGCCGAUUUGAAGCACGAUAGACUUUGGCAGGCCAUGAUCUCAGCACUCAUUCAGGUGGCUCAUCAUGAUCAACGCGAAGUACGCAACUCUGCCCUUUACAUCAUUUUCCGCAUACUCGAUGGCAAACUUCUCAAGCUCGGUGAUGAGACUUGGUCAGUCGGUGUCCAAUUGCUGCUUGAGCCUGUUACAGGCAUCCGUGACUCAGAAACACUGAACCUCAUCGUCUCAAGUGCUACACGCAUGUACAUGAAUGCGUUGGCAAUUUGGGCUGAUUCGAAAUUACUGCAUGAACGGUGGCACGAGCAUGUCAACCUCUUGGGCAACGCGGCUAUAUGCGAGGGUUCUUCUGCUGUUGCCAUUCACAAUUUUACCUUGCUACAUAACUGUGUCGAAGAAGCGAACAUCUCACAGGACACGAGACAGAGUGUUGCAGCGAUUGAGAUUCCGACUUGGUUGCAGGUCGGUGAUACGCUGACUUCUGCUAGUGGACAUACGCAGGAAGUUUUGACAAAGUACAUCGAUUCGCUACGGUCACUUGUGGUUCGGCUGGAUGACGAAGAGAUGCUGUCCCGUACUGCAGCAAUAUUACGAGCUGCACUGGCAUAUCAGGGUAGUCCGUCCUACUUGCUCGAUAUUGACCAUGUUACUGCACUUCAAAAGUCCAUCUUGGCGACAUGGGAGAUUCUGCUAGAGAGGCUACCAGAGAAACGGCCCAUGUUGCUUUCAAGCAUGACUGAAUCAAUGGGAUUUUCAGUCAUGUCACCAGAAGCUCGAGCAUCGUACACACUCCGUCGACCGUCGACCGCAUCGUCAUGGGACGGUGUCCCUACUUUCGUCGCCUUUUCCAUUCAACUAUUGCAACUCUUUGAGCGAUACUAUCAUUCUUCGCAGGACGAGGAAUGGGGUUGCAUGAUUGCAUGUCUUGCGCAACUCAACAAAUACAUUGGCUGUCGAUUUGAAGCAGCCUCCGUCAAGGACGCCGCCCGACACCACAUUGUCUGGCAAAAUGCACUUGAGUUGGCUUUCAAGCUUCUUGAAGCGCCACACACACAACCCAUGACUCAAGCAGCCUGGGCAGAAUCCACGACUCUGGCAUGCCAUCUGUUUGCGCCAUCAGAAAAUCAGUCUGAAGAAUAUGUUCUGACUGCUCUCAAUCGGCUUCACGCCCGCUUGGUGCCAGCCAUUGGCGAAAUUGGCGAGCGUCCUCUCCAGCGUUACUGCAAUGCCUUGUUUGAAGGAUCGUUUUUUGAGCAUUCAGUGGACGGUACUCUUGUGGCUCACAAAGAUGGCCUUCUCAGAGAAUGGUGCUUGCUUGAGCUCUUGCGGAUGAGCACACUUGGUACUGCUGAUGGAACGCAUGCUGGUCUCGAAGUGUGUGGCGAAACUGCCAUGGCAUAUACCGUGCAACGCAGCACAGGCUUACUAGAGUCCUUGAUGGCUGCCUUUCCUACUUCAGGACAUGCACCCAUCAAGGAACCAGAUAUGCAUGCACUGACAAUUCUGCUGCAACAUCUAGCAGACCCUGAAGUGGUCUCUCAAGCUCGACCGCGUGUGCGUGAGCUAUGUCGAGCCAGUUGGCCCGGACUUGUCAAGUGCCUUUCACGCUGUGCUCGUAGCGAGGCACCCAAGGGACUUGCAGAGAGCAUCGAGGCGGCCCUUCUGCAGAUUGGACGGGAAUGUAUUUGA